AAAUUCCUAUUCAUCCAGCUGAGCAUGUCGUUAAGGAUACAUACAUAUCUGUAAGUGAGAGGUCAUCAAAGAGGUCAUCGUAUAAAAUAAUAAUAACAAUUUAUUUUAUAAGCCAGUAUGUGUAGUUAAAAUACUUGAAUCACCCACUCAAUUAUAUACUCAGCAAAUAAUAAAAUAAUAAUAAUUAAACAACUAUGCAAAUUAAGGAUAAAAAAGUGAUAAUAAUUGGAACAACUGGAAAACUUGGAGUUGCAUUUUGUCGUGAAUUAUUAAGAAAUGGUGCUGGUACAAUAAUUAUUUUAGAUGAUCAAGAAAUUCAAGCUCAAUCAGCUGUUGAAGAAUUAAAUAAAGAAUUUGGAAAAAAUCGUGUCAAUUAUUUAUCAUGUGAUGUUUCAAAAAAUAUAUUGGAUUGUGUAUUUAAAGAAGCUGUUGGUAUACUUGGUGGUUUGGAUAUAUUAAUAAAUAAUGCAGAUUUAAUUAACGAAUCAAAUAUUUGUCGUGCAGUUGAUGUAAAUAUUACUGCUGUUGUUCGUGGAACUCUUCUUGGUGUUCAAGUGAUGGGAAAAGAUCUUGGUGGACGUGGUGGAAUAGUUGUUAAUGUUGCUUCAAUUUUAGGUCUUGAUGUACUUGCCCAAUUGCCAAUUUAUUCAACAACAAAACAAGCUGUUAUUAGUUUCAGUAGAUCAUAUGCUCAACCAUAUCAUUACAAUAGAACUGGAGUUAAAAUUGUUGUUCUUUGUCCUGGUGUAUCAGACUCAUGUAUCAAGGAAAAUAUUAAUAAUUUUUAUGAAGAUCCAGAAGCAAUAUCAGAACAACAGCUUACAAUUCUUCCAAAAAAUUUUUAUUUUCAUAUUGCGAGAAACAGAGUUGAAACAGUUGCACAUGGUCUUAUUUAUGCAAUUAGAUGUGCACAAAAUGGUAGCAUUUGGGUGAGUGAAGAUGGUCAACCUGUUUAUGAAAUUCAACCACCAGAUUUACUUCCUGAAAAAUCAACUGAUAAUAAUCAUACCGAAUAAAUAUAAAUAUGCAACUGUAUAAUUUCCAUUUUGAAACUUUUAAAUAAAUAUUUGAAUUUCAAGACUUUUUAAGCCAAAAUAUCUACUAGGAUCUAUAAUAAAAUUAUAAUUAUUUUACUUAUGGUAGUAUAAUAAUAAUAAAAAAAAGGUGACGAGUUCAAGUAAAUUUAAACAUGAACUUUGCGCAACAACAAUAAUCUCAAUUUUUAUAUUCGCAUAAACUUUCUCGUAAAUAUAUAUGAUAAAUUACGUUUAUCAUUAUUUCUAGUUAAUACACCCACGCACACAUGAACUUUUAUCAUCUUUUCCAUUAGCUUAUCUUUCAAAAAAAUAAUAUUUACAAUUUUCGUUCUAAUUAUAAGAAAU
This is a messenger RNA of Aphidius gifuensis, 1382 nucleotides long. Its product is annotated as alcohol dehydrogenase 2-like. Gene Ontology annotation, molecular function: oxidoreductase activity, acting on the CH-OH group of donors, NAD or NADP as acceptor. The transcript is spliced from 6 exons. The coding region runs from base 195 to 1016 and encodes 273 amino acids. Lineage: Eukaryota; Metazoa; Arthropoda; Insecta; Hymenoptera; Braconidae. The record is from RefSeq and is a predicted model, not a curated record. Gene Ontology annotation, cellular component: cytoplasm.